Helianthus annuus (common sunflower) is the source of this 2449-nucleotide messenger RNA. RefSeq lists its product as uncharacterized. The record is from RefSeq and is a predicted model, not a curated record. Bases 14 to 2263 code for a protein of 749 amino acids. The transcript has 6 exons. NCBI's taxonomy places the organism in Eukaryota, Viridiplantae, Streptophyta, Magnoliopsida, Asterales, Asteraceae. Gene Ontology annotation, molecular function: protein binding.
AGGCAAGCAAGCUAUGGCUCUGAUUGGGAUUGUAACAGAAGAAUUCAAAGAAGAAUACUAUGACUAUUGGAAAACAUGUUUAAAAAGUUAUCUAGUUGGUCAAGACUUAUGGGAUGUGGUCACUAGCGAAGCUGAGGAGAAAGAGAAGUCACAAGAAUGGCAAAGGAAGAAUGCUCAGGCUUUGCAUGCUAUUCAACUCGCCUGUGGAUCACAAUCUUAUGCCAAGUACAAGAAGAAUGCACAUGUGACCGCUAAAAUAGCAUGGGAUCACUUGGUUGAAAUGCGUCCCAUCCCACAACUUUCUGGGGUUGCACAUGAUCAACAAGAUGCAUCUGAUUUUAAAGAGUUCCGUUCAUAUGAAGACCUAUACAACGCUGUUCAAUUUGAUGACAUCGAACAAGUGAAUGAUAUCCUUAAGAAGGACCCGAAAGCUACAACAGCAAGGGUAUCUUCACAUGGAGAUACAGCUCUACAUAUUGCAAUCCUCUAUGGAAGAACACAUAUUGCACAAGACUUGGUAAAUAAGAUGCCACCAGAGGGAUUAGAAAUUAGUAAUAAGUUUGGUGCGACUCCUCUCUCCCUGUUUGCGGCGUUGAAUGAAAACACAGAACUGGCUAAAGCCAUGGUGGAAAAGAAUGAUAAUCUGGUUUGCAUAACAAAUGGAAAUACGGACCAGAAUUCCCUUCCCGUAAUUGUGGCAUCAAAGUACGGUAGAAAGCAAAUGGUUCACUAUCUCUACUCCAAGACUCCAAAAUAUCUGCUAAACGGACGGGAUGGGGUGAUGCUUCUGAAUUAUUUGAUCACCGCAGGAAUCUUUGAUAUUGCUUCCCAGCUACUCAAAUUCUUCCCAAAUCUAAGCAUCAUGGCGGAUCACAAUGGCGAUUAUGCUGUUCACAAAUUGGCACACAAGCCUUCAGCGUUUGCAAGUGGAAGCAAAUUUCCAUUUUGGAAAGAAUGGAUCUAUAAUCGUGUGUGUAGAGGGACAAAUGGCUCUCAACACAAAAUCAUUGAAGGGACAAAUGCCUCUCAACAUGUAAUCAAUAUCUCUGAUGAAGAAGAAUUCAUCAUCCAGCCUAGCUUACUAUAUCGGCUAGGUUGGAUCUUGCUACAGUUUUUCGUGCCUGAUAUCAAGAAUUUGCAUGACAGAAAGUUAGUAAACGAUGAAGCAAAUAAACUCCUCAUUCUCAUUUGCAUGGAAAUAAAAGGUGCGAGUGACUCAAAGCUUGACAUGAUGGAAAUAGACAAAGCAGUGAUGACUGCAAUUAACUAUGGAAUAGUUGAGUUCGUCAACGAACUACUAAAAUACAAUCCGGACUUCAUAUGGAGGGAAGACAAAAGAGGAAGAUCAAUCUUUUCACAUGCAAUUGUUCUACGCAACGAAAAAAUAUUCAGUCUUUUUUAUAGAUUGGGAACAAAGAAGAGCAUAGUGGCGAGUCGACGUGAUAUAUUUCAGAAUAAUUUUCUACAUCUUGCAGCGAAGCUCUCUCCUCCGGCUCAACUUGAGCGUGUUUCAGGAGCUGCCUUACAAAUGCAGUGGUAUAAGGAGGUGGAAAGGUUAGUACAACCCGACUACAAAUAUCAUCUGAAUGAAAGCCAUAGAAAGCCUCACACUUUAUUCAGUGAAGAACACAAGGAUCUAGCAAAAGAAGGAGAAAACUGGAUGAAGAACACUGCAGGAUCAAGUAUGAUUGUCGGUACUCUUAUUGCUUCAGUCAUGUUCACAUCUUUCUUCACUAUGCCUGGUGGGAAUGACGAUAAAUCUGGCCUACCCGUAAUGUUACAGACCAACAGAAAUGACAGAAUUAUGUUCAUGCUAUUUACGAUAUCAAAUGGACUCUCUCUCUUCACAUCAUCAGCUUCCGUGUUGACGUUUGUAGGAAUACUCACUGCGCGAUACGCAGAGGAAGAUUUUCUUGUUUCCUUGCCCACCAAAUUGAUCAUUGGAAUUUCAUGCCUUUUCUUCUCUAUAGUUACCAUGUUAAUUUGUUUUGCUGCUGCACUAUUUCUUAUGCUCAGUAAGACGUUAUUCUCGAUGUUCAUACCCCUGGCUAUUCUAUCUGCUUUCCCCGCUAUUCUCUACUCUGUACUUGAGUUUCCUCUCCUAAUUGAAAUGAUAGUGCGUACAUAUGGAGUUACAGUUUUUGACAAACAUGACUCCAUCCAUCAUCAAGAGAACUCUUCAAUGCCUCCUAUUACAAUACAGAGGGCUUUCAGCGUCCGACGUAUACAAUUGAAGAGGAAGUCACCGUUAAUCUGUCGGUGAAAGUCUGUCAGCACACAUAAUAAAUCACCAACCAAGCAUUUCAUUGUUGGAACCAUUAGCAUAAUUAUAAUUUAAUCUUUGUUUUUAUGUAAUUAGUUGUAUUAUUGUUUUAAGCUAGUUUCCGGGCAACCCACAUUUGUAAAAACUUAAUGUUAACCUAUGAGUUGAAUAGUGUCUGUUUAUACA